AUGAUAUCGAAGAGCAAUCAUCACAAGAUCGUCAGCCUCAUCAUCGACGACAUCCCCAUCUACCUCCAGAAAAGUCUCGGACCGAAUCGUGAAACUCUUCGCAAUCGAUCUCGACGGCAAGAAACGCGAGAUCGUGGGCCUCUCUGGCCAGACACUCCUCAAAGCCCUNCGUUCCCAUUAGACUCAAAUCUCUGA
Messenger RNA from Ilex paraguariensis (yerba mate), 195 nucleotides. NCBI's taxonomy places the organism in Eukaryota, Viridiplantae, Streptophyta, Magnoliopsida, Aquifoliales, Aquifoliaceae. The record is from the annotation of a GenBank genome assembly.